This is a messenger RNA of Pteronotus mesoamericanus, 3160 nucleotides long. It is a transcript of the gene UBIAD1, whose product is annotated as UbiA prenyltransferase domain containing 1. Gene Ontology annotation, biological process: vitamin K biosynthetic process; menaquinone biosynthetic process. The coding region runs from base 262 to 1278 and encodes 338 amino acids. The record is from RefSeq and is a predicted model, not a curated record. Gene Ontology annotation, cellular component: Golgi membrane; endoplasmic reticulum. Gene Ontology annotation, molecular function: prenyltransferase activity. The transcript is spliced from 2 exons. Lineage: Eukaryota; Metazoa; Chordata; Mammalia; Chiroptera; Mormoopidae.
CUUAGGCUCUAGUUCCGGGCUGGGGUCCGGAGAGAGGCUUCGCCCGGGUCACAGAAAGCUGGAACGUUGCUACUGGGCCUCGUGGGGUGCCAGGCCCGCUCGGUACUGCCCCGGGGCCCGCUGCCUCCCCAGCCCUGCCCCGGGGCGGAACUGAGCGAAGGUCAGGACCUGCCGCCCCGCCCCGUCCUUCCUUCUCCCACUGGCAGUCGCUCUUCUGUGAGUGGCUCACUAUUAACUUUGACUUCCGCCACGAACAUCUCCAUGGCGGCCUCGCAAGUCCUGGGGGAGAAGAUUAGCAUCCAGGCUGGAGAGACCGCCAAGGCCGGGGACGGAGACCUGCGGGAGAACGACUGUCAGGAAUGGGACAGGCCCCUCCCGCGCUCCUGGAGGCAGAAGUGUGCGUCCUAUGUGCUGGCCCUGCGGCCCUGGAGCUUCAGUGCCUCACUCACCCCCGUGGCCCUGGGCAGUGCCCUGGCCUAUAGAUCUCAGGGCGUUCUGGAUCCCGGGCUGUUGGUGGGUUGUGCAGUGGCAGUUCUGGCUGUGCACGGGGCUGGCAAUUUGGUCAACACUUACUAUGACUUUUCCAAGGGCAUUGACCACAAAAAGAGUGAUGACAGGACCCUCGUGGACCGGAUCUUGGAACCCCAGGAUGUUGUCCGGUUUGGAGUCUUCCUCUACACUUUGGGCUGUGUCUGUGCCGCUUGCCUCUACUACCUGUCCCCUCUGAAACUGGAGCACUUGGCUCUCAUCUACUUUGGAGGCUUGUCUGGCUCCUUUCUCUACACAGGAGGAGUCGGAUUCAAGUACGUGGCUCUGGGAGACCUGGUCAUCCUCAUCACUUUUGGCCCGCUGGCCGUGAUGUUCGCCUACGCCGUGCAGGUGGGGUCCCUGGCGGUCUUCCCGCUGGUCUACGCCAUCCCCCUCGCCCUCAGCACCGAGGCCAUCCUCCACUCCAACAACACCAGGGACAUGGACUCUGACCGGGAGGCGGGCAUCGUCACCCUCGCCAUCCUCAUCGGCCCCACCUUCUCCUACAUGCUCUACAACACGCUGCUCUUCCUGCCCUACCUGAUCUUCAGCGUCCUGGCCAUGCACUGCAGCAUCAGCCUGGCGCUGCCCCUGCUCACCGUCCCCAUGGCCUUCUCCCUUGAGAGGCAGUUCCGCAGCCAGACUUUCAACAAGCUGCCUCAGAGGACCGCCAAACUCAACCUCCUGCUGGGGCUCUUCUACGUCUGCGGCAUCAUUCUGGCACCAGCGGGCAGCCUGCCCAGGCUCUAAGGGGACCAGCAGCCCCUCCAUCAAUGCGUCCCCCUGAGAAUGUGUUGAAGGCAGAGCCUCUCAGGAGAGAAGGUGAUUUGAGAGCGAGGGACCUAAGGGUGGCUUCUGAGCUGCCACAUUUUUAAAAUUAUUAAGUUCUUAACGAUAGUGUUCUGUUUUUGUUUUGUUCUGUUUUAUGGGGAAUCUUGAAACCGCUCUAGUAUCCGCGGGUGAACGGCCCUUGUUUUACUUAUACUUUCCACUAGAGGGUGCUGUGAGGUCACUUUAAAGUGGACUAAAGAGCCCCGAGACUGUGAAGGAGCCACCUGGGUUGGCCUCCAGUCCUGAGAGGGCCACAGUGACUGGGCCAAGUGUCCUCCUGUUAUCUUGGUCUUGAAGGAUAUGGUAAUAACUGGUAUCAGACCCAGUGACACCAAGAGCACCUGUCUCUUACUCUGAGCACUUGUGUCCUGAAAUUCACUGCCUGAGAGAGUCCCUCAUUAACAGCCUAACGUGGCUCCCGGCUAUUUGCCUAAAUUGUGAUUCAGGGGUGUUUGUCCUCAGGCUCUCCUUUCGCUUCUUGCCACAGUGGAGGAAAAAUGUCAGAUCACCCUGCAGCAAAACAGUCAAGGGGGGCCUGGGAAGGGAAAAAAAAACCCACCCCCGGGGCAGCUGAGAAAAUCACUGUUUCUGGAUGUAAUUGGUUGGGCUGCGUUUUCCCUUUGUAGAACCCAUGGGAAUCACAGGGGGACUCCCUGCCCUGUCAGUGCCUGCCGGGGGCCCUGGAACGGUGGAGACCUGCCCUCUCCGCCAGCUGCUUACAGCCCACGGGGCUUCUCCGCCCCCACCCCCAUCGCCUUUCCUAAUGCCCCCCAUGCCCAUCUGUGUGUCUCGCAUCGUUGGAGCCUGACUCUCCGACAGCAGCUCAGCAGCUGAGUCAGGGGCAGUUGACCCUUUGCACCGAGCCCCAGGACAAGCAGACCCGGGCCCACCAGCUCCUCCAUGGAGGAACAAGGCAGUAGAUAAACAGUCCCAGCCCUGUUCAGACAAACAGUAGGCCCUGCCGGGGAAGGAACGGUGUCUUCUGCCUUAAAGGCAGCCGGGCAGCACCGACCCUGCCUCUCCCAGAGGCCUCGGGCGCCCUGCACCAAGGCGGUGUGCACGCAGAAUGGGGAAUUCCAGUGCCAAUCAGAGCUGCUUUCCAUUUCAUUGCCUGCGAGGUAUAAUUUCCAGGCUGCGUGUGUUCUAGGACUGAAACAGAUUGAGGCCAUCAUUGUAUUUUUCUGUUGCAAUGAUAGCCAUUCUGAUAGCUAUUUCAGGGGCUUGACCUGCGGAAAAUGACAUCGAAUUCAUUCUUCAUCCUUAAAAUCAGGCUAAUUAUAUGAUUUGGCUCCUUGAGUUGGAAUGAGUCGGCUUACUUGGAAAAAACAUAUCUGGAAAUUGCAAAAGUCCCUCUAGGUUGAAGGUGGUCUGUCUGCAGAGAGCCGGAACCCUCAAGUAGAGGUCGGAGCCCAGUCACAAGGGACACGGCCCUUCCCUCCUGCCUUUCUUCCCAGCACCGUUUUUGUUGUGCGCCAGGCUUGUGGCAGGCAGGACGGUGCUCGCAGGUCCUGCCGGCAGAGACCAGCUCUUCGGGCCCCUCCCCGGAGCAGGCUGUCCUCACACAGGGCUCCCCCCACCGAGGCGAUAGGACCAAGAGCUUCUGCGUCCACGGACCGGACCCGCCUCUGUAAGUGCCCUUGUCGGGUGUCAGCCUCCGCAUCGUGUCCUGGUGCAGAUUUUAAUGCAUAUUCUUGUAUAUAAAUGUUUCUAAGAGGCCAAACGUGGUGCUGGGUUUUAUACGCAGGUUGCCCUAAUUUGUGUCAUAUCCCAAUUCAAUGAUGGUUUUCUUUAGACUUGUUAA